CACAGCGUGGGUUGGUUAAAUCUGGCCACAAGUUUCAAAACUUUCAAACAGGGCAGACAGACAGAGAGACAGUGAGUCGGACGGCCUGAGUGACGGAGGGGAAUCAAGCUUUGGACAAACCACUGCACCGCACACUCCAAACAAGAACUGUUGUCUUUUGAGAAAAAAGAGUGAAGAAAAGAAAGAGGCAGAGUCAUUGUGGAUCAUUUUCAGGGGGAAUAUCCUGCACCACAACUUGUUUGUUUUCUCUUUCUUUCUCCUCUUCUCCCUCCUCUCAGAUCUCGAUGCUUUGCUUUGGGAUUUGUGCUCCAAAUCCAUCAAAUUCUUCUCUUGAUCUUUCUCUCUGUCAUCUGAAACACUUUGAGUUACAAAUUUUUUCCAGAACUUUGCAACCCAACAAACUGAGACAGACGUUUGCAGAAUUUCACUCGGACUAAAAGUUGAAUCCGAGCCCGGUUCUGGAAUGAAUUUAACCGAGCCCAGCUUGUCUAGAGAGACUCUUCUGCAUCCAAGCCGGGUGUCUCUUGGGGGCCCCUGGACAUCCAGAACCCCGAGUCCUGCUUCUGAUUCUGAAAUGGGGUUUGAGCAGAACCUCUCCGGGGACUGCAGUUCUCCCGAUGGCCUCGCACCCGGGAACAUGAGGAGGACAGAGCCGAGGAUUUCUCUGACGCCCAGUUCAGGGGGACAGAGUCCGGACAUGACCCAGGCAGGAGGUGUGUCGGUGGGCACGGCUGACGGGAAGGCUGUGGGGGGUGAGCAGAGGAUCCGCAGACCCAUGAAUGCCUUCAUGGUGUGGGCCAAAGAUGAGAGGAAGCGACUGGCCCUGCAGAACCCUGACCUGCACAAUGCUGUGCUCAGCAAGAUGCUCGGUCAGUCAUGGAAGGCCCUGAGUGCCACAGACAAGCGACCAUUUGUGGAGGAAGCGGAACGACUCCGUGUCCAGCACCUCCAGGAUCAUCCAAACUACAAGUACAGGCCUCGCCGAAAAAAGACAACCAAAAAACUCAAGCGGGUUGAACCUGGGCUUCUGCUUCACAGCCUAGCCCAGGGUGGCGCACCAGGCCUUGGAUUAGGACCGGGCGUCAGCCCAUUGGGUGCAGAAAGUGUCUCUGGAGGUUCUGCAUAUGGACAUCCAGGCGCUCACCCUCCACACCACCAUCACCCCCACCACCUGCUGCCCUCUCUGGGGCACUUCAGGGACCUUCAGGCUCCAGGACACCCAGAGCUAGAGAGCUAUGGGCUGCCCACUCCAGAGAUGUCUCCUCUGGAUGUUCUGGAAGAUGGAGCUGGGGAAUCAGUGUUUUUCCCCCAACAUAUGCAAGAGGAAGGGGGAAUGGGAGGUUGGAGUGGGUACCACCACCACCUUCACCCUCAUAGUCAGCAUUACAGCCAUCACUACAACAACCACAGUCACCACAGCUCCAUACACGCUGCAGCGGCACAUGGUCAGGGUUCAGGAAUGAGUGUUGGUGCCAGUUUAAGCACCAGUAUGAAUUCCAGUUUAAGUCCAGGUAGAAGCUCCAGAAUUGACUCUAGAAUGAGUUCUGUUGAGCCAAAUAUGACCUCAAGCAUGAGCUCUGUCACUUCAGUCUUGGUGAAUUCGGUCAAUUCCAGGCUAAAUCCUACUCAUGCCUCCAGUCAUCACAUUGCCUUAAGGAGUCCUGUAAAGUGCCCACAAUCUCUAUCCACCUCCUCCUCCCCUGUUUCCUACCCACAGCCCUCUAUCAGCCUCCCUGAGUCAAUAAAAUGCCAUCAAACGCCACUGAGCACUGCUCCUGUCGGCUACUUUAGUCAGAUGUAUGGGAGUAACACCCCUAAUGCUACCCAUUUCACCCCCUCUCACCUGGGGCAACUUUCCCCUCCUCCUGAAAACUCUCCCUCCUCCUGCUCGUCCUCCAUCCCCUCAUCAACGUUCCUUCCCUCUGUGCACUUAGACCCUUCAAAUCCCGAGUCCUCCGGCCAUUUGGGGUCUUCUUCUGCUGAGUUUUGGUCCGAGGUGGACAGGCAUGAAUUUGACCAGUACGUGAAUAUUGGAAGGAAUCGAGAGGAGGCCUUCGGACUCAGUGGGAGCUGUGGGGGCGGGUCCAAAGUCCUGGGUGGGCGCAGUAGCAAUAGCAUAGGUAGCAGCAUUAAUAGCAGUGUUAACAGUAUCAUUAACAGGGAUGUCAGUAGCAUUAUGAGUGGUGCUAGUGGGUGUGAUGAGGGGAGCAGCCCUCUUAUAUCUGCUCUCUCUGAUGCCAGCAGUGCUGUCUAUUACAGUGCCUGUAUCACUGGAUAAAUAUUCCAUGAUCUCAUCUCUCACAUGUACCUCCUUGCAUGCUGCAGUUUAGUUUCGCUCAUUUGAACGUACAUCAGGAAGUAUGUCAGGAGGAUUAGUUUUGGCUCAUACAUUGAAUCAAAUCAUUGAAUUAAGUCUCUCAUUAAAAUGUUUCUAAAUGCUGAUGUGUCGUACAGAGCUAAAGCUGUGUAUAGCCAAAAGCCAACUGUGCUAACUGGAAACUUGUUGAAGUAAAAAACUGAUUAAUGAAUUUCUGAACAUGACCCUGAACAGCUGGCUGGCUAGCUAACCAGCUUCCCAUGAUAAUCUGAAUUUGGGAAGUCAGGUUAGCAUCAACUUGUUAGCAUAGAUAACUUACCAGCUCUUGUCACCUUUUGUAAGCAGAUGUUUAAGAAAAAGGUUUUUGUUUUAGCUGAAUUACUGCAAAAUUAGUCACUCAGUCAAUAUAGAUGCUCUUUAUCAAGAUAUUAUCUGUUGAUUGAAGUGAACAGUAGAGGAAGAAAAUAAAUAAAUAAAUAUGCCCAAGUGUGCACUGUAGGUGCUAGAUCUCUGUGUUUACAUGAGUAAUGCUAAAAAAGAGUCCUUAUCAGUAGCUGGUUGAAUUUAUGACGUGGACGUUGUUCUGGUGGCUGCAUAGUCUGAAGAAUUCAGGGAUGUAGGAUAUCAGCAGGUGCUUGUCUUGGUUGAAGUGCCUCUGAGCAAGACACAAAGCUCCUACCUGUUCCACAGAUUUAGUUUCUCCGGUGACAGUACAUGCUAUAGGAAGAUUAUGUGAGCAGAAUGAUUGCUUUAAUUGCACUGUGUGUACUCCGGUCAUCAGAAAAAUCCACGACUCAGACAAAUUUGAAUUUCAAGAUCAUCUCAUAUUAUUUUUGACAUUUCAUCUCAGGAGCGGACAGAUUAAUCUCCACUGAACGUCAUCAAAUUUCAAUGAAUUUAUCUCAAAAUAAAUGGGAACAUGAAGCACAAGGAAGGACAAGCUUGGGAGACAAACAGAGAGAAAAAGACUUGAUGGGAGAGACUUGAUCCAGCCUCCACAUCUCUCAGCAGUGUUGUCGGGAAAGUCUUGGCCAUGGACCCAGACUAAACCACUGAUGUCUCCCACAAACUAUCAGGAUGUUUUACAAGCCGGGUCAGGUUUUUUCUGACCGUGAUAAAUGCAGUUCCCUCUCUAUCUCAGUCCAUGACAGGGCCUCAUGUCAAACUCCAUGCCGAAAUCUAAGUUUUAAGUUGCUUUGCUUCUUGGCAAACACAGAUAUGUUGAUGAUCAAAAGAUCAUUCUUUUCAACCAGUAAGGCUCUCUAGUAUAACAAACAUAUCACUUGUUCAAACAAAAAUGUUAAAUUAAAAAGUGCAAUUUAGUUCUACAGAUUACACAAAAUUGAGUUCUACAAGUCAAGCACUAUUGGAACAAGUCUUGUGUGGUUGAUUAUGAAAACAUCAUCGGGUCUAGGGUCUGCAUAUUUGCAAAUUAAAGCAAAAGCAACACUAUACCCCCAGAUACUGGUGAGCAGUUUGACCACUCCACUUACAAAUAGCUCAAAUUUUAAUAAAAGUAUAAUGGUUCAAGUGCUAGGUCUUGAGAUUUUUGGGAACAUCGGUUUGAUGUAGCCAUUUACUGUAUAUAUAGAUUCUAUGCCUCCUGGCAGUAUGUGAAGGAGAAACUGAGACUAUGAAAUGUUCUCUUUGCACUGGGUUUAAUGUCUUAGCUGUAUAGAAGGAACACUACUUAUUAAAAGUAAAAUGUCCAUAAUUUUAAAUAUGUUUUGUACAGAAAAGGCUUUGUUUUUGUUGUUGUUGAUUGAAAUAGAUUCUUAUUUUUCUUAUAGUUCAAAAUUUUAGCAUUUUAGGAAAUAUACCUAUUCACCUUCUUGCAAAAAGAGAUGAGAAGAUCAGUAUCACUCUCAUGUCUGUGUGGUGAGUACAAAUCUGGAGGUGGGGAGUGAUUAGCCUAGCUUAGCAUAAAAACAGGAAUUGGGAGUUAGCCUAGAUUUCUUAAAGAGUCCUCCCCCGAGCAUCUCUGAUACUUACUAAUUAACAUGUUGUAUUUAAUUUGUUUAAUACAUAUAACAAACAUAAUUUUUUCAACAAAAAUGUUUGGUUAUUGAGGAAGUUAUGUUCUGUUGUCACUGCUCCUGGCUGUUGUUCAUCAAGAAAUAAUUGCACUACAUAGCUCCACUUAAAAGAAUAAUUUGUCAUUUUUCUCUCUGUGUUUAUGUGGAUUAAAUAAUUGAGAUACAAGGUGUUUAGUUGUCAACUUUAAGUGUUGGUAUGUAGGGUUUUCCUCUACUUGCAGUUCUAAUAAUAAGCAAGGCUAAUUGUGUCUCGGCUCCGGCUCCAUACACAGAUACAGCAGUGAUGUCGAUAUUCUCACCUCAAGAAAGUGAAUAAGCAUAUUUCCCAAAAUGUCACACUAUUCCUUUAAAGGUUAUUCCAAUAGGAGCAGUGAGUUCCCUCUGUUUUUUUGUAUGUAUUAUAAACUUGCCAUAGAAAGGAAACCUAUUAUUGUAAAGAUCUACUGUAGAUCACAAUGGAUCUUUUAUGUGUUACAUUUUACACUUCGCUCGACCAGUGACACCAGCAAACAAGAAAGUUUCAACUUUCCCUCCCACACCAAUGUUAUUUACAUAAAUGGCUGGAAAUUAAAAUGAGAAUUUGUGGUUGUGUUUGUGCUGAGAAAAUGAAAAGUCAACAGUUGUAGCUACUGUCGAGGUCUCUCUGUAUGUGUUUAUGUAGCAUCUAUCCUGUAACAGUUUUAUAUACAGCCUGAGUGAAAAGCAGAAGUCUCUCUUCAAGAAUUUAUCCUGCAUCUGUUCUGCAUUAGUCGUACAGACAAUACUUUUUUUUGUACAUGAAACAGUAGAACAAAAUCGAGUAUCUUGUACAGUGAAACCAGUUAUAUUUACCACACCGUUCCUUGUGGCUGCCAUUGGUUGAAAACAGAGCAACAGUAGAUUUUUCCAAACAUUUCCUCAGGAGGAUAGAGCCACAGAGCAGCAGCAGUUCAAGCUUAAAGUAUUAAAAAAAUAAUUCUACAUCUGCAUUUGACAUUCUUUUCUGUUGACACCAAACAGAGUCUUGUUUCCAUUUUAAUUUACUGUGACACACAAAGAACAUCAGAGACACAGGCGUUUUUGGAGUCGUGCAAUAACUCUGGGCUUUUGGUAAUAAUUAUCUGAAGAGAAAAAAACGAAACACCAGAUUUUGGGAUUAAAACAAAGGGCAUUUUCUCAGCAGUCAUAUAACGACAAAUUAAAACCAGGAUUUUCCCAGAAGUAUAACUGUGAUGCUUCUAAAUCUGUCUGACAGGGAUCAGAUUUUAUAUUUUCUAAGUGUAGAAAAUUGUUUUGUUUUUGUUUAUAUUUGAAAUAUGUGGGUUGGCUGUAAAUGGAUCUGUUCUGUUUCAUAAAAUAAUUUCAUAAAAUAAACACUUCUAAUGUUGCA
Messenger RNA from Lates calcarifer (barramundi perch), 5722 nucleotides. RefSeq names its product SRY-box transcription factor 18 (gene sox18). Gene Ontology annotation, biological process: positive regulation of transcription by RNA polymerase II; vasculogenesis; angiogenesis. The record is from RefSeq and is a predicted model, not a curated record. Gene Ontology annotation, molecular function: RNA polymerase II cis-regulatory region sequence-specific DNA binding; DNA-binding transcription factor activity, RNA polymerase II-specific. Lineage: Eukaryota; Metazoa; Chordata; Actinopteri; Centropomidae.